Molecule: messenger RNA, 1863 nt
Organism: Thelazia callipaeda (thelaziosis nematode)
Lineage: Eukaryota; Metazoa; Nematoda; Chromadorea; Rhabditida; Thelaziidae
Source: the annotation of a GenBank genome assembly
AUGCAUAGUUUUUUGAACGCUUACGAUUCAAUACAAGAACAACGCGACUUUUUUUACAAGUCAUUCGCUACUUCGACACCAGCAAAAUUGAUUCUGAGUCGAGACAGAAGCGAAUGGCAUCAUCGUCUGAUUAAAUGCCUCCACGUUCCAGCAGAAACUGUUUCUGUCCACUCCGAAUAUCCAUUCAUUUAUUGUAAUGCUUACAAAAAUUUGCAAAGUGAUGCAUCAGCUGCUGGCUUAUGUUUGCCUGACCCGUGUCUAUCAGACAUACACCAGUUAGCGCAACAUUGGGCUUCUUUUGUGGAGCUAAACUACAGUAAGCCUUAUGAAACUGUAGAGUGUACAAGAUCCAGGCAUCAAGAGCAAUGGUACCACAAGUCAGAAAUCUUGGCAAAUUUCAUCUUCAAUAAUAUACUGCACAUUAUUGUUGUUUGUGCUUCAGUUUAUGAUGUCAUGAGAGGAAGCAAAUCAAAAUCUUUGCUCACGGAAAUGUUUUUGGGAUUUUCCGCCAAACGUAAUUUCAAUAUGUUUAUUGGCGCUGAAAAAAGUCGUAAAUUGAUUACUUGCAUUUUUGGCCUUCGUGUAAUCGCAACUGUUUGGGUGAUUGUCGGUCAUUCAUCUGUUUUCAUUCAGGACUUUCUGGAAAAUCUUGACGAAUAUAGAGAAAUUAUGAGGGAUAAUUUUUUCUACCAGUUAUUGACAAAUUUUUUUUUGAGCGUUGAUAUAUUUUUUUUAUUAAGUGCCACUCUGACUUCAUACGCUUGGUUUCAACGUAAGCUGAAGAAAGAAGAUUUAACGAGUUUCUCAUUUUGGUUUGAAUUUUAUUGGAAUCGUAUUGUGCGCUUAUGGCCAGUUUAUGCUAGUACUUUAAUUAAUGCCAUUACAACCGUUUCAAUUUUUUAUCAUCGUUCAACGUGGAAACUUGAAGAUCAACGUGAAAAAUGUAAAACUAAUUGGUGGAAGAAUUUACUGUUUAUCAAUAGCUUUAUUGAUGACACUUGUCUGCCAUGGACGUGGUACAUUGGAACAGAUUUCAUAUUCUAUCUCAUCGCUCCAAUUUAUUUGUUAUCUUUCAAUAAAUCGCGCACACUUGGAUUAGUGCUAUCAGUGUCAACGAUUCUUCUCUCAGCAUUUUUAAAUAUUAUUAAAAUGUUGCAGUAUCGUUUCCCACCAACACACUUAUUAUGGGUAAGGCCGCCAACAUUCCAUGUUGAUUUCAUGAAGCAACAUUACAUCACAUACAUUGGACCACAAUAUCGCAUUGGUCCAUAUAUUGUUGGCAUAUUAUUAGGAUAUUUAUUAGUUUACAUGGAUAAGAUAAAAUUAUCCAAGAAAAACUUGUGCUGUUGUUGGAUAUGGUUUGGCUCUAUUGGAUUUGCUAGCUUAUUCGGACUUUACCCAGCUUUACAGGGAUGGGAUUGCUGGCCAUAUUAUUUAUUUUAUGGAGCCUUACACCGUACCAUAUGGGCAUUUGCCAUAGGAUGGCUUAUCUUUGUAUGCUUCACUGGGAAUGCUUAUUAUUUGAACCGCAUUCUGAGUUCACCAAUUUUUGCAUACUUUUCCGGGAUUUGCUAUUCGACAUAUCUUUGCCACAUAUUUUUAAUAUUUGGUGUAUUUUUGAAAGAAGAUUUUCCAAUAGAAUACCAUGGAAUUCAAACACUGCUGAUAUUUGUGGUUCAACAAGUGAUCCUUUCAAGUAUUAUUGCUCACUUGACAGCAUUUAGUAUCGAACAUCCUUUUAUAAAUAUGAACAAGACGCUAUGGAGUAGAAGAAAAUUACGUGAAACAAAUGGUAAAAAAUGUAUACAACAACGUGAAAGAGCGGAAGAUAAUGUUCUGUUUAAAAACAAUUUAUCAAAAUAA